Molecule: messenger RNA, 1531 nt
Organism: Phalacrocorax carbo (great cormorant)
Lineage: Eukaryota; Metazoa; Chordata; Aves; Suliformes; Phalacrocoracidae
Source: RefSeq, a predicted model, not a curated record
CCUGUAAGGAAAAGAAAAAAACAGUUGCAAAUGUAUCUCAGCAUUAGGAAAAACAGUACCUGUGCUACCUACCUAUGUGGAUUUGAGACCUCAGUAAGGAUGCAACUGGGCUGUGAAUCCGUAAAUGGCUCUUGCAUAAGGAGCAGCUGGUCAAACAGUAUCCGUGUUUCCAUGUAUAUCUUCAUGGUUUGCAUUAUUUUGGCCACAGUUGUUGGAAAUUUGACAGUUAUCAUCUCAAUAUCACAUUUUAAGCAACUCCAUACACCUACCAAUUUCCUGAUACUUUCUAUGGCUACAGUAGACUUUUUGCUGGGAUUCCUCAUCAUGCCUUGCAGCAUGGUGCGCUCUGUUGAGCGCUGCUGGUAUUUUGGGGAGCUCUUCUGCAAGAUCCACACGAGCACAGACAUUAUGCUGAGCACAGCGUCCAUCUUCCAUCUUUCCUUCAUAUCCAUCGACCGUUACUAUGCUGUGUGUGACCCUCUAAGAUACAAAUCAAAGAUAAAUACUUUUGUUAUCCUCGUCAUGAUAUUUGUAAGUUGGAUGGUCCCCGCUGCUUUUGCUUUUGGAAUGAUCUUUCUAGAACUAAACUUGCGAGGGGCAGAAGAGAUUUAUAAUCACAUACAUUGUACUGGAGGAUGCUUUGUCAUUUUUAGUGAAACUUCGGGUGUUGUGGCUUCUGUAGUGUCUUUUUACAUCCCUGGAUUUGUUAUGCUGUACAUCUAUAGGAAAAUAUACUCCAUAGCCAAGAGGCAGGCAAGAUCCAUUGAUGCAAUUAGCCAAAAAAAGAUGCAGUUUGAAAUGAAGCACCACAUUUCAUUCUGCAGAGAAAGCAAAGCUGCCAAGACAUUAGGCAUAAUAAUAGGAGUGUUCCUCAUUUGCUGGUGUCCGUUCUUCUUCUUUACAGCAACCAAUCCAUUUAUGAAUUAUGUGAUACCUCCUGUUCUCCUGGAUGCUUUGGUCUGGUUUGGUUAUUUAAAUUCUACAUUUAAUCCAAUUAUUUAUGCAUUUUUUUACAUGUGGUUUCGCAGGGCAUUAAAGUUGAUUCUGUUUGGAAAAGUUUUUCAGCGGGACUCUUCCAGGACUCAUUUGUUUUUAGAGUAACAUGUUUUAAAUUGUUGUAUUCAUGGCUUUGAAUUUUUGUCUGGAGGCUGAACUCCCGGAUGUGAGAGCUGAAAAUGAAGGAAGACCUAUUUGUUUACUUGUUUACCAAAUCUGGUUUGAGCAGAUAAGCAACCAUUGUGCUUCAUGUCCUCUUUCAUUCCAGACUGGGCUUUGUAUGUGGUUUUUUGGUUAUAGCUAUUUAUAUGCAAUGCACAGGGGAGCAAGACUUCAGUUUUUAAAAAAUUACAGCAGUUUAUAUCCCUGAUCAUAAUCAUUAAGAAAUUAUUCCAAUACAACAGAUUAAUUUCUUGAACAAGGUGUGUUUAUAUUACAAUAUUUGUGUUUCCUUAUUGUCCUCUAGAAAGAGACAUCUUUCAGUAAUAACCCAAAGCUUUUAAGUUUUGUGCGUCCCCUUCAGUAUGUGUACAGA